Clunio marinus is the source of this 186-nucleotide messenger RNA. Lineage: Eukaryota; Metazoa; Arthropoda; Insecta; Diptera; Chironomidae. The record is from the annotation of a GenBank genome assembly.
AUGCUUCAUUUAUGCUGUGAUACAUUACUCGACAUGAAUAGAAUAGCUAAAAAAUUAAAAGCCAGGAAAGAGGCUGGAAAAUUUGUCCCCGAAAUAAAUUCUCAACAAAAAAAGAAAGAAAUAAGAAAUCCAUCACAAGCACAUAAUACAAAUCAAAUAGCAUAUCCUUUAAUAAGUUUAACAUAA